GUGGUGAUUUUUCACCAGAUCUGGUAGUUUUUCAUAUGCUCGACAAAAUAUUUUUUCCUCAUGUAGCACGGAUCGGCGGCGGUUCCCUCUCAAACGGAGUCUACAGCAGGCUCGUACCACGUGAAGGGUACAAAAAGGGUCAAUUUUGCCGCCCUACUAUUGGUGGCGCCCGGGGCGGUCCGCCCCCCCGCCCCCCUCCUCGCUACGCCACUGUUAAGCAGAAGCUCGCUGGCGUCUCUCUGUCUAUGCUUUGUGUCUCUCUGAGCAGCGAGCAAAAUGUCGAGCUCCUCAGAUGAAGAUAUCUUUCUAUUAGAAAAUGUGUUUCUCAAAAUGCGCAAACAAAGUGUACACCCCAUAAAUAGAAAAAGAAAAAUUUACGGAGAAUAUCAUCAUUUAUUUCAAGACAUUAAAGCAGACAAACAAAGAUUUUAUAGAUAUACAAGAAUGACUCCAGAAACAUUUUACUACAUUUUGGAUAAAGUAGAACAUCGAUUGAUAAAAAACUGGUGUAAUUGGCAUCAACAACCUAUUCUCCCAGAAGAAAGACUUGUUGUUACCAUUCGGUAUCUGGCAACAGGGGCAACAUUUGCACAUUUGGCUUCUGAAUUUAGAAUGGGUCUUUCCACAAUAAAGGAUAUUAUAGAAGAAACAACGAAUGUAUUGUGGGAUGAAUUACAUCCAGUACACAUGCCCAUACCUACAAAGGAGGCUUUUCGUGCAAUAGCAAAUGACUUCAACAAUAUUUGGAAUUUUCCAAAUGUUUUAGGGGCAAUCGACGGAAAGCAUGUGCGCAUACUCUGUCCAGAUGGAUCAGGGUCCAUGUUUUACGCAACUUUAAUAAACGUCUAUCAAGAGCUAGAAAAACUAUAGAGUGUGCGUUUGGUAUAGUAAAUUCGAAAUGGCGAUUGCUUUCCAAAUGUAUUGAAACCAAUAUUGAUGUAGCUGACCAAAUCGUUAAGUGUAUAUGUGUUUUACAUAACACUAUCAUUGAUAAAGAAGGUAUCAACCGUAACUUAACUCCUGUUCAUUUAGUACGAAGAAGGUGGAAUAACUCAGGGCACGACUCAAAUGAGGCAAUGGAUAUCAGAAAUAUUUACGUCAAUUAUUUUUUACAUAACUCACUAGCUUACAAUAAUUAAGUGUUUAUUGUUAAUAAAUUCAAUAAGUAAAUAAACUCACCGUCUACAUCCAUCUCGGCACUUAUUUCCCUCCAGCAUUUAUCCACCACGUAUCUGUUUGAAUGCCUUUUGUCUCUUUUAUCCCAAACAGGUGGUUUACUAAAAACUAACGAAAUCAGUAUAUCAAUAUCCAUAUUAUUAAACGCGGUGUUGUUCCCUUGAAAAUUAAGCCGCAAAUGGCAGUUUACCAGCGCUUAUCGGCGCAGGUCGGAACCGGUCAAAACUUGUCAGCGCCGUUCGGCGCUUAUCGGCGCUGUUUCGACACAAAGUAUAGAAACUGCCUGCGCCGGCUGCCUGCGCGCACCGGUUCCGAUAAGCGCUGCUAGAUCGGCGCCGGUAACCAGCUUUCUAUGUGCAUACGCCCUAACUCUGUAAAGCCGCUUGUUGUAGCCAAGUUUGGGAUUAGGCCUUCAUUUCCUAUAAAUGUAAAUGUUUGCUGAUUACUUCCAGUAACUUCUCUCCAUUCAGAAUUUACAGUCGCAUUGUUAACAGGAUUAUCAUUACGAGUACCAUCUAGCGAAAGGUUUCCUUCGAAAGAUAUCGCUUCUGAAGAGCUGGAAGAACUGUACUGAAAGUCCGGAUCUCUGACGCUAUCAUCACUGUCCUCGGC
This is a messenger RNA of Acanthoscelides obtectus, 1788 nucleotides long. Lineage: Eukaryota; Metazoa; Arthropoda; Insecta; Coleoptera; Chrysomelidae. The record is from the annotation of a GenBank genome assembly.